ACCGAGAUAAGACUCGACUCUUCAUUUUUUCCCUGCUGUCGACACCGAGGUGUAGUUCUUUCAGGACCUGUCGCCAUGUUGACCUUGAGUUUCCUUCUUUUGAGUGUCGCCAUCUGCUAUGCUUCCAUCGGGUCGGCAACGGACCGUCUGUUUCUGCUCAAGGACGAAGAUCGUGACGGCAGUAUCUCCAACGACGAGAUGAUGACCUACCUCGUCGGCUGUGACAGAAACGAUGAUAAGCGUUUGACGGAGGCUGAAUUCUUCCACUGUUCCACCAACCGGAACCACGACAUGCACCCCUUCGCCGUCAGCCUCUUCCACGCCUUUGACAUCGGUCACCGCCGCUGGAUCACCCUCAACGACGCCGGGAUCAAGACAAUAACCGCCGCAUUCGACGGCGACGCAAAUGGUUCGGUAGACAAGGUUGAGUUUGAAGCUUAUCUUCACCACCGCCUUCACCACAACGGAAACAAGAAGUAAACAUCACGGUACCAAAUCUAAUUGGAUUGUGUUAUCUUCAUUGAAAAACCCAAAGAAAUUGUUCAAUAAACACUUUUUUCAUAA
Molecule: messenger RNA, 564 nt
Organism: Haliotis rubra (blacklip abalone)
Lineage: Eukaryota; Metazoa; Mollusca; Gastropoda; Lepetellida; Haliotidae
Exons: 6
Coding region: 76-480 (134 amino acids)
Molecular function (GO): calcium ion binding
Source: RefSeq, a predicted model, not a curated record